AGCACAAGUGACGCACUAACACGCCCACCACCGUUUGAACUCGUCUUUCCUGCCAACCGGUGCAGAGAGCUGUCUCCUGCUAAUGGCAUCCAAGCGGGGUGCGCUGAUCGUGCUGGAAGGUGUGGACCGGGUGGGUAAGAGCACCCAAUGCAAGCGGUUACAUGAGGCCCUGCGGCAACAGGGGCGGCCCGUUGAGCUGAUGUGCUUCCCGCACAGAGGAACUGAAAUUGGGAAACUGAUUAGCUUGUACCUGGAGAAGAAACAGAACCUGAAUGAUAACGCUGUGCACUUACUCUUUGCGGCUAACAGAUGGGAACAGGUGCCAGUGAUCCAAGAGAGGUUACAGAAAGGGAUCACUGUCAUUGUGGAUAGAUAUGCAUUUUCUGGAGUUGCAUUCACAAGUGCAAAAUCAGGUUUCACCUUGGACUGGUGCAAACAAGCAGAUGUUGGGAUUCCAAAACCAGAUGUGAUCCUGUUCCUGCACCUUGAUCCCUCGGCUGCGAUGAAGCGAGGAGGUUUUGGUAUUGAACGCUAUGAAAACUGUUCAUUUCAGGAACAGGUGUAUCAGCGUUUUAGAGAACUGAUGAAAGAUGAGAGUCUAAACUGGAAGGUGUUAGAUGCUUCUCAAAGUAUUGAAGUCUUGCAUCAGGAGAUAAUGUCCAACGUGGAGAAAAUCAUCGAGAAAGCAGAAGAGGAGCCAAUUGCAGAGCUCUGGAAAUGAGGUUGUUUCUGCAGGGACUGCGAGCCAUUUGCAUCAUGGAGAGCUUGCUGUUAGAAGAUUGCCAACCUUUCACCUUCAAAGUUUUCAAUGCUAGUUUGUAGCCAUUUCUCUGUGCAUUCUUCUGCCUUGUUAUUGUGGAAGGAUUUGAUCCAAAGCUUGGCUAUUUUGCUUAAAACUAGUAAAUGCAACAAUCCUAUGCACCUUUUUAAAAAUGAAAAUCACCAUAAUACAAUCUAUUAGAAACUU
This is a messenger RNA of Leucoraja erinaceus (little skate), 967 nucleotides long. RefSeq names its product deoxythymidylate kinase (thymidylate kinase) (gene dtymk). Gene Ontology annotation, cellular component: nucleus; cytosol; mitochondrion. Gene Ontology annotation, molecular function: ATP binding; dTMP kinase activity. Lineage: Eukaryota; Metazoa; Chordata; Chondrichthyes; Rajiformes; Rajidae. The record is from RefSeq and is a predicted model, not a curated record. Gene Ontology annotation, biological process: dTDP biosynthetic process; dUDP biosynthetic process; dTTP biosynthetic process. The transcript has 5 exons. The coding region runs from base 83 to 721 and encodes 212 amino acids.